AUGGUGUCACCAGGACAGCAAGUCGUCGAACAAGCAAAAUCUGAGCUCAAAAGGCAUGGGGUUUCAUCUAAUCGUCUUUUUGCAGCAAAACGUCGUCGAGUUCACACCUCCACAACUAAGAAGCAGCUAAAAAGGCGUAAAUCGACUAUAAAAAAGAAGCAGGUCAGGAGCAGUUUUAAAAAGUCAACUAAGAAGCGACAUUCAAAGAAGAAAAAAUCUAAAAAGACUAAGAAGACGAGCAAAAGCCCAUCGCACAUUCAGUCUCCGUCACCGACAGAUGCAGAGUUGUCAGUUGUAGAUUCCCCACUGCCGGAAAUACCAACAAACAACCAGACAGGUAGCAGUCCGCUGUCGUCGCCGAAUGUGCAGCCGUCACCGGAGUCUUCGCCGGAUGUUGAGCCGCCGCCGCCGGAUGUUGGGCUACCACUGGAGUCUUCGCCGGAUAUUGAGUCACCGCCGUCGGACGUGGAAUCACCGCUGCCGGAUGUGAGGCUACCACCGGAGUCUCAACCGGAUGUUGAGCCGCCGCUGGAUAAAGAGCCGCCGCCGGAUGUGGAGCCGUCGGAAAUGCCUAAAAUGGAUGGACACUAUCAGAAUAUCACAAAACAGUUUUCGGACGAAAGCAGUCUUAAUGGAUCUGCAAAUAUAAGGAGUAUAUAUCCCAAUGACAACGAUCGUAUGGAUUUAUUGACAUUUAUUUCCAACACUCGAGAAAAAUAA
Mizuhopecten yessoensis (Yesso scallop) is the source of this 720-nucleotide messenger RNA. Its product is annotated as pollen-specific leucine-rich repeat extensin-like protein 1. The transcript is spliced from 2 exons. The record is from RefSeq and is a predicted model, not a curated record. Lineage: Eukaryota; Metazoa; Mollusca; Bivalvia; Pectinida; Pectinidae. The coding region runs from base 1 to 720 and encodes 239 amino acids.